CAAUCGAGCAGCUUGUAGACUGCAAAGAUGGCGCACUUCACAUACAGCAGAUUGUUUAAUUGUUUAAUGUACGUAAACAAAUCCUCGGCUUUAUGGAACCGACCGGAAAUAAACCCCGCGUCGGCACUGGGGGGACAGUUUAUACGCUUCCAGAGGUCUGUGGACGGCAAGGCCUUACAAGAAAGACAGAAGCAGCAGAUGGCCCGAGGUCUUCCCAAGCAGAAGCCCAUCUCGGGGGUCAAGCAGGUUGUUGUGGUUGCUUCCGGUAAAGGCGGCGUGGGCAAGUCCACCACGGCAGUGAACCUGGCACUGGGAUUGAUGGCCAAUGAUCCGUCGAAGACGGUCGGUCUGCUGGAUGCUGACGUGUACGGCCCGUCCAUUCCUAAACUCAUGAACCUGAAAGGAAACCCGGAACUGACGGACAGCAAUCGGAUGCUGCCGCUGACCAACUACGGAAUACCUUGCAUGUCCAUGGGCUUCCUGGUGGAGGACGUGGCCCCCAUCGUGUGGCGGGGCCUCAUGGUGAUGCAGGCCAUCGACAGGCUGCUCAGACAGGUGGAGUGGGGCUCCUUGGACUUCCUGGUCAUCGACAUGCCGCCUGGGACAGGUGACGUCCAGCUGUCAAUCUCCCAGAACAUCCCAGUCGCAGGUGAAUGUGCGGUCAUCGUGUCCACGCCGCAGGACAUCGCUCUGCUGGACGCUCGUCGAGGAGCUGAGAUGUUCAAGAAAGUUCACGUCCCGGUUCUUGGUCUGGUGCAGAACAUGAGCGUCUUCCAGUGCCCCAAAUGCAACCAUCAGACUCACAUCUUCGGAUCGGAUGGAGCCCGGCAGCUGGCAGACACGCUGGGAGUCAAACUAUUAGGAGACAUCCCUCUCCACAUGAACAUCAGAGAGAUGUCAGACAGAGGACAGCCGGUGGUCAUCUCGUCUCCCAGCAGUCCUGAGGCGGAGGCGUACAGGAAGGUGGCAUCUGCCGUCGUCCAAAGACUGACGGAGGUCAACACUUGACAGGAAGUCAGCCUGGCAGACUUCUGAGACUGAAAUAAGCACUGAUUCUUUCCUCCGUUCGUUCCACUGAAAAACAUUCUGUCAGUAUUGUCAUAUUUAAUAAAGUUAUUUAUCAAAGUGUUUGGUCUGUUGUUGCUGAAAGUUCCCAUGUUGUCACCAGCGUGGGCCAAAUAAUUAAGCCUCAUUUCCAACGAGAACAGACUUUAUUGUUACAUUUAUCAUUCGUCUAGUGUUGGUUGUGUAGUGGUUAGCAUUGCUGCCUUCCCAGCAGUUGACCCUAGGUUCGAUUCCCCUCCAACGCAAGCUUUUUUUGAGAAGCAUAGUCCAAGGAAAAAGUUAAGAUUCUCCAGACGGCAUCGGAGGAGGUCGCAGUUACAUCAGCAAACACUAGAG
This is a messenger RNA of Doryrhamphus excisus (bluestripe pipefish), 1401 nucleotides long. Lineage: Eukaryota; Metazoa; Chordata; Actinopteri; Syngnathiformes; Syngnathidae. The record is from RefSeq and is a predicted model, not a curated record.